This is a messenger RNA of Nanorana parkeri, 2476 nucleotides long. Its product is annotated as prolyl endopeptidase FAP-like. The coding region runs from base 1 to 2280 and encodes 759 amino acids. Gene Ontology annotation, molecular function: dipeptidyl-peptidase activity; serine-type endopeptidase activity. The record is from RefSeq and is a predicted model, not a curated record. NCBI's taxonomy places the organism in Eukaryota, Metazoa, Chordata, Amphibia, Anura, Dicroglossidae. Gene Ontology annotation, biological process: proteolysis. The transcript is spliced from 25 exons.
AUGAGUGCACCCACAACCAAGCUGCCGCCGCCGGGCACCAAAUCAGCCCAAGAAGGACCCUACAAUCUCUGCCAUGCCCGCCAGACCCCAGGGAACAGCACAAGAAACCGUCCAGAUGGUCUUCAAGCUAUUACACUCAAUGAUGUGUUUGGCAAAAAUUUUUAUACUCAGCAAUAUGUUCAUCAGUGGAUAUCAGAGAAUGAAUAUCUGCACAGAAACGACGAAGGAAAUGUUUUCUUAUUUAAUGUUGAGUCCGGUGAGAUUUCAGCCAUUUUGACAAAUGCAACAUUUGAUAAAGUGAAUGCUACAAACUACAAACUGUCUGCCGAUAGAAAAUUUGCAUACCUCGAGAGCAAUUACGCAAAACAAUGGAGAUAUUCUUACAGGGCCUCAUACCACAUUUAUGAUCUUGAAAAAGGAGAAUUUGUGGUAAAUAAUGAACUCCCUUCAAAAAUUCAGUAUAUAUCCUGGUCUCCAGUUGGACAUAAGUUGGUGUACGUUUGGGAAAAUAACAUAUAUUUACGGCAUGAACCCGAACAAGCAUCAGUUAUGUUAACCAGUGAUGGCAAAGAGAAUGAAAUUCUGAAUGGUAUUCCAGAUUGGGCCUAUGAAGAGUUAGUGCUGGGAUCAAAGUAUGCUCUCUGGUGGUCUCCCGGGAAUACCUUUAUUGCCUAUGUCCAGUUUAAUGAUAAAGAGGUACCUGUUAUCGAAUAUUCCUUCUAUGGUGAGAAGCAGUAUCCCCAGACAAUGAAAAUACCCUAUCCAAAGGCAGGAGCAAACAAUCCAACAGUGAAACUGUACAUUGUGAAAAUUGAUGAUUCAAGAUAUCCCAAAGCCGAAGUUCCAGUCCCUUCACUCAUAGCUUCCAGUGGAGAUUACGUCUUCAGCUGGGUGACAUGGAUCCUGGAUGAGAGAGUCAGUGUACAAUGGUUGACUAGAGUUCAGAAUGUCUCCGUUAUCUCAAUUUGUGACCACAGCUCAUACACAUGGAUAUGUCCAAAGGAUCGACAAUAUGUUGAAACAAGCAAUACAGGAUGGAUUGGUGUGUUCUUUGCUGCGCUCCCAUACUUCUCAUCGGACAGUUCAUCAUACUACCAAAUCCUCAGUGACAAGGAUGGAUACAAACAUAUUCAUAACAUCCAGGAUUCUAUGGAGAAUGCUGUUCAAAUAACAAGUGGACAAUGGGAAGUGUCCAAUCUACUCUAUGUUACAGAUAAUGCAAUAUAUUACACAAGUAAUGAAUAUGAAGGUUUUCCAGGAAGCAGAAAUAUAUAUAGAAUUUCACCAAAAGGGCCCAUCAGAGACAAGCAAUGUCUUAGUUGUACUAUACGAAAGGCAAACUGUCAGUAUUAUUACGCCAGAUUUAGUACUAAUGCCAAGUACUAUUCUUUGUAUUGUUAUGGUCCGGGGCUACCUAUAACCACUAUUCAUAAUGGCACCACUAAUAAAGAGCUCAAGGUACUAGAAGACAACAGCAAACUGGGAGAGCGCCUUCGAACAGUACGGAUGCCUGAAAACAAAAUUGAGAAUUUUAAAAGCAAUGGGAUGACAUUCUGGUACAAGAUGACCUUUCCACCACACUUUGAUAAGUCAAAGAAAUACCCUCUCCUGAUUUAUGUGUAUGGAGGGCCCUGCAGCCAGGAAGUGACAACCGCGUUUGCAUUUGGUUGGAGGACAUAUCUCUCAGGCUCAGAGGACAUUAUUGUUGCAUCAGUAGAUGGCAGAGGAACAGCUUACCAAGGGGAUAAGUUUAUGCAUGCUGUAUAUAAAAAGCUGGGAUCACUGGAGGUUGAGGAUCAGAUAUUUGCUGUAAGAAAAUUCAUUGAAAUGGGAUUUAUUGAUGAAAGUCGAAUAGCCAUUUGGGGAUGGUCCUAUGGAGGUUACGUAACAUCUAUGGUUCUUGGUCAAGGGACAGGCCUUUUUAAAUGUGGAAUUGCAGUAGCUCCUGUUUCCAACUGGGAAUAUUAUGCAUCCUUUUAUACAGAGAAGUACAUGGGACUUCCAACAAAAUCUGACAACCUUGAAAAUUAUAAGAAUUCAACUGUGAUGUCCCGAAUAGAGAAUUUCAGGAAAGUAGAUUACCUGCUCAUUCAUGGCACGGCAGAUGAUAACGUGCAUUUUCAACAAUCCGCUCAGAUUUCCAAAGCUCUGGUGGAUGCCCAGGUGGAAUUUGAAGCAAUGUGGUAUACAGACAAGAACCAUGCAAUCUCAGGAUCUGGAACAAAGCAUAUAUACACCCAUAUGACUCGUUUCUUGAAAAGAUGUUUUUCUCUGCCUUGAAAUAUGUUUGGUACUUUUUAGUCUUUUUUAUUUGUGUACGCCAGACAUGAAUGAGUAGCAAUGCACUAUCAAGACUGAAGCCAUGUUGUUAACAAAUGUCUCUCUAAUUAUUUAUGGUAACAAUUACAUGUAUAGAAAUGUGACAGCUGGCUCCUCUUCCUUUGUCAACCAGAUGAGAUCAACAUUAUUUAGAGGG